Molecule: messenger RNA, 4852 nt
Organism: Annulohypoxylon maeteangense
Lineage: Eukaryota; Fungi; Ascomycota; Sordariomycetes; Xylariales; Hypoxylaceae
Product: SAC3/GANP/Nin1/mts3/eIF-3 p25 family-domain-containing protein
Exons: 2
Coding region: 360-4724 (1454 amino acids)
Biological process (GO): mRNA export from nucleus
Cellular component (GO): transcription export complex 2; cytoplasm; nucleus
Source: RefSeq, a predicted model, not a curated record
AUUCUUAGGUCGAUCAACACCAUCAAUUCGUUAAUCACCAAAUUUUAACACUGACAAAAACAACUUUUUUCUUAAAUCUUUUCCUGCGCAUCAUUGACCCGAACACCGCUAUUCGUUAAAAUUCCCCUCUUACGUGUUCUUAUCAAUCCAUACGCGCUUCUACGUCCACGCCUCUUAGUCGACUAGUCUAAUUAAGAUAUUCCUUUACGGAUCUCGAGGCGACUGUUCUUUGUGUACUAUUAGACACUUUCCCACCAGUUCCUCCACACCUUUCAGCUUACUCUACAUCCUCCCGUCUAAUCCUGACUACCCUGCAUCAUCGAUGACAACCGAUACGCUUGAGACUGCGACGGACCGCAAUGCCUUUUCCUGAGAGGCAGGGUGGUUGGGGAGUCGGCCAGAUGCCGAACCCGCCUACCAACCCCUUCGCCAAACCGAGUCCGGCACCUUUGCAGCCGGCGAACCCAUUCGCACAGAUUCAAACCAACUCAUCCAACGCACCCAAUCCGUUUUUGCAGAAGCAACCGAACGGAGCGGUACCUGCGCCAAACCCUUUCCUAGUUAAUCGCGCGAACCCUUUUACGAAUUCUAAACCUGCAGCCCAAACCAAACCAUUCUCUCCUUUUGCACCACAGCAGAACUCGACGCCUAGAGAACCAAAGUCGUUCAGCAAACCUGGCUUUGGACAGGCUUCUAAGCCGACAGCCACCACCAAUAAGAUUUCCUCAACUCCAAACCCCUUCGCAAAGCCACCUACGUUUACCAGUGGCAGCGGAGCUAAACCUAUCCCAAAUACGAAUGGGACGAGAAAGGUUUCUGAAUAUGUCAAGCCAGCAUGGCCAACUCAGAGUCAGAAGACUCCAGACUUAGCACCUAAUAAUCAUAUGAACGGGAAGCGGAAGAAUGAGAAUGAUCUCCAGCGAAGAUCCAAGUUUUCGCGAAAGUCGCCAGACGAUGAGGUCGCCUCUAUUCGGUCUACCCGGGAUACUAGGAAAGAUACCUCGCUUGGAAUCGACAAACCAACAAAUUCGAGAAGAGAAGAACCGGAGGUCUUCGCUAAGAAGAUCUUAGACCAGUUACAGAAGGAUAACAUUAAGCCACCGCGAUGGCCGGAGAACCCAGGAAAUUUCGAGAGCCGCCAGGCCGUAGAGCGCCUGCGCGAAUCCCACAAAGCUUACCGUGAAAGAGCAAGGAAGUCGCUAAUGCGAGCCGGUUUGAUUGACGAUCCGGAUAAGAAGCGAAGACUUGACGAAGCGCUGGUCUUUAAAGGCAUUUGUGAAGACAUGUGUCCCGAAUGGGAGCAAAUUACUCGCAUUGUUGAGCAUGAUAUCAAAGGUCCUGAGAAGGGCACAAACAACCAAGGCGAUCUUGUCCCAAUGCCCGAGCUCAUGGUUAAGCGACUUGCUCGAUCAGCCGCUGGACAGGAUGCGCCGCUCCCGAUGGAUGUUCGAUCAGUUAGGACACUUCGCAGAACAUUGAGUUAUUUGACCGAUCUUAUCGAAUCAGAUGACCUGCUACCUCAACGACAUAGUUUCCUCUGGGACCGUACUCGCGCUAUCCGAAUCGAUUUUUCUUUCCAGAAGUACGCCAUGACACCCGCAGAAAUCGAAGAUCAAAUCUACUGCCUCGAGACAAUCGCUCGUUUCCACGUUACAUCACUUCACCUACUCUCCCGAAAUGGAUCCACCCCUGUUGACUUUUCGGAGCAACAGGAGGUCGAGCAACUAAGCAAGACCCUAAUUUCACUGAUGGAAGUUUACGAUGAUUGCGCGCAGCAAGGGAUUAAGUGCAAGAACGAGUCCGAAUUUCGAGGGUAUUUUAUAGUAUUCAAUGCCUUCAAUCCGUCGCUUACAGAAAGGAUCGAGGACUGGGAUCGCCGAUUUGGAAAUGCCCAAGGAAUCAAAUCCGCAAUAUUCAUCACUGAAUGCAUCAAGAAUGUACAAAGACUACAAGGCCCAUUACACCCGGAGUCGAACACCCAGAUGACCAUAGAUUUUGCCUCGGCAUUCUUCGAAUUCAUUAAGAAUCCAGACGUGUCGUAUACCAUGGCUUGCUUCGCCGAGAUCCACUUCAACACUAUCCGCAAAGCAGUCGUUAAGCUCGUGAAGAAGUCAUAUUCCAGGCCCCGGUUCGGACCAAAAGAUCUUACCCCUGCCGCCUUGAAGCAACACCUAUACACUGAUACUGAAGAAGAGGCUGUCGAUUUCUUCACCAAACACGGCUUUCAGUUUGACGAUGACGGCAAUUACCUCGUUCUCUGCCCGAACCCCGAGUAUGUUGAUACUCGAGUACCACACCCCUUUUCUGGAGAUAUUGUGGAACGCAAGCGUUGCGGACAACCCUUUGCAGUAGUUGUUCAUUCGACUGUCUCGGAAUCGGAUUUUGCAACAGAUUCGCAAAUGGCGGGGCAGGUAAAUGAAGAAGAAGAUGAGAAUGAGAAUUUGUUUGUCACUGAUUCACAGAGCGGCUCAUCGGACAGCAACGACCAGGAAGAGGAGGACAGUGAAGCUCAGGACAGCGAGUCUGGCGAGUCGACAGCAAGCUCCCGCCCUCUCCCUGCAAUGCUUGGAAAUCACGUUGUCACCAAACAGAGCAUUGGCGCCCCUGUUGAGCAGUCUCGGUCUCCCACUCCGGGUGAGACGGUUUCACUCAGCCCGCCUCUAUUUACAGGGCAGCCUUCUAUCCCUACUUCUGCACCUUUGGGGCAAUCUGGAACGUCGAUCUUCGCACAGCCUAGCAAAGACGGCCUUCUUAGUUCGGCGGUUUCUUCUCCAGGAAGUGCUCUAGGGACUACGUCACUCGGAAAUUUAACCAGCGCAUCCAAUUCAUGGGCUCAGAAGUCACAAACAGAUGCUAUCAACGGCGGAGCAAUGAGCCAGCAGCGUACAGGAACUCCUAAUGCACCAUCCUUGCCUAAGACAGUAAGAUUUGCAGAUGGAAUUCCACCUGGGCAGACUCCUCCAACAGACAACACGAAUGCUGCGCCGAGCGUGUUCGGCUUCCUUGCUAAUAAUGACGGGGACAAAGGUGUCGCAACUUCGACAGCUUUGCCCAGUGCCAGUCUGUUCCCGGGACUUCUUCCGAACAAGGAAGUACCCAAAUUGCAGUCUGCUUCUCUUACAUCUACGACACUAGCGCCCGUUGGCAACACAGUUCAGCCUCCUAUCACUAGUCCUCUUCCCACAUUCCCCGCAUUUACAACAACACAACCAACGACAAGCCAAUCAUCGACACUUGAACGACAACUUGCACCAUCCCCCAUAACAUCAUUAAAUGAUGUAUCUAACAUAGCACCAUCUAGUAGCUCGUUCAAGGAAGCAUCCGCGACACCGGCCCCCGAUAUUUUAUCGAAGACAACGUCCGAGAAAACGGCACAACGUGAUUUAAUGGGCGAUUUUACCAAUUGGUUCGUAUGCGGAGACAGAGGCCUAAUGGAAUCGCAGCUUGAAGAACUUGCGGUUGAGUAUAUACUCAAAGACACCUGGAUUGCCUUCCAAACUUUUGAAGAGGAACGCAUACGAAAAGAAGAAGAAGAAAGUUUGUUGGCCGAAGCACUCGAGUUCAGAGUGAAAAGUCUUCAAGUUAAGUUUUUCUAUCGCUGGAAGGACGGCUUCCGUAAGCGGCAACGUAUCAAGCGUAUGAAGAUGGAAAUGGAGAAAGGCAGACAGUGGAGAUUACCCGAGAAUGUAGCGAAACGCGAACGUAUUGAAAAGGAAAAACAAGAAAGGGCCGUACAGGAGGCAAAGGAUUCGAUGCUGAAGAGGAGUCGUCAUAACGUUAAAGAAACCGCCAAAUUAAGACAUUCAGCCGGACCAACCAUGGGAUCGGGAGUUCAGGGCCUCGAAGAUGACCUAAAUGGGUCGCAACUCGAGACUUCGAGCCUUCAAUCGAGGGUCGAAUACAUCGAAGAUCAACUACUCGCAACAGGGGUCUUCGAGGGGGUGAGGGACGAGAGAGCCGCCGCUAGGUAUGCCGCAAUGGCUUGCGACCCUGAAGCUGAGAAAGAAAAACGUCUAGAGACAAAGAUACGACUACGAGCAGAGAACCAUGAUCGUCUCAACCGCGGACUUCGUCCUCUCAAAGCGUUACCGGAACCGAAAGUCCAUAAAGAAGGAUCGAAGACAGCCAUGCUUAGGGCCCAAUGCCGCCUUGCUGAAAGAGGUAACUCUUUAUAUAAGUCGACAGGGAGUUUCCGCUCCUCGCCUUUUAGUUCGAGUUAUCGUUCUAGUCUGGGUUAUAACAACAGCCGAGUAUCAAAAUCUCGAUCGAGAGUUACGGAUCCGUAUUGGCGCCUUAAAGCCAACGGACUUGUACGGAUGCCUAAUGGCGAGUACCUGCACGAAUCAAUAGCAUUGCCUAUAUUACAAGGAGACUCACGAGUCUCUAGACUGGGAAGCUAUGGAGUACGACCUGUUGAACCCGAAACUCCUGCUCAUUCACCACCACCUCUACCGGAUGGCUUCUUUUCGUCACCUAUCCAGGCCGACGGUUUAAUACAAUCUAAAGACACGCCUUCAAGUGGCGGAAGUCAGAAACGAAAGCGUACUGCUGAUGAGGAAGAGUUGGCUUCGAUCGACUUCGGGACACCCACUGGUACGAAACGAGUUAGGAGUGAAGAGAGAGAUAGCCCUUCCGUCACAGACGCCAAAAAUCAUCUUGCCGACAUCGAGAGCCUUAUGAAGAGAGUAACUAGUCUCAAGAGGUCGACAUCGAAGAGAGCUUAAGCUCUUAUAUUCAAUACCUUAUAUAAGGAGACUACCGACAGAGUAGGAAUGGAAUGGGGAAGGAAAAGGUGUAAAAUUCUUUGGAACGACGUUGGCAUACGAUUCGUCCUAAUGAGGACCCUUGAUGG